AUGAAGGCAUCAGGUUUAUUCAUAUUAUCAACUUUAUUGACUUCCUACGUAUCAAAUGCAUUGGUUAUUCCAAAUUUUGAAAACUUAGAAACUGUAUUUGCUUUAAACAAGGAACAAGAAGAAUUUACUGCUCCCGAUAUCAACAAUUUAGAUACUUAUUCGUUAUGGCCACAUCUACCUUAUUUCAUGAAACCUAUGGUUGAUACUGAUAAAUUACAAGAAAAAAUCACUACUGAGCAGCUUAACAGUAGUGCUUGGGAUCUAUACAACAUUUCCAAAAAGUCAAUUGGAAAGUACGGUCAUCCAACAAGAGUCAUUGGAUCUCCAGGUCAUUGGGCUUCCAUUAACUACAUUUUGAGUGUUUUAAAUAAACAUAGGGAUUACUAUGAUGUUUCUUUACAAGAAUUCGAUGCUAUCAGUGGCAAAGUAAAAUCCUUCGAAUUAAACUAUGAGGAUGGAUCCAAAGUUCCAACAGCUAAACCUUUUUCUUUAACUCCCCCUGUUAAAGAAUUCACCGGGGAAUUGGUUCAUAUUCCAAAUUUGGGAUGUGACGAUGCCGAUUUUGUUUCUGAUAUUCACGGAGGAAAAGGUGCUAAAAUUGCUUUAGUCUCUAGAGGGCAAUGUCCAUUUGGUGAUAAAAGUCAAUUAGCUGGUAAGCAUGGUUUUAAAGCCGUUGUGAUAUACGAUAAUGUUGAGGAAGAUGAUGGUUUAAACGGUACUUUAGGUAGUCCAAAUAACCACACAGUUGCUACCAUCGGUGUUUCUAAAAAGGUUGGUGAAAAAUUGAUUGCCUCUAUUGCCGCAAGCAAAAAUAAUUAUUCUUUAACUUUUGCUGUUGACUCUUAUGUCGAUACCAUCAAGACCAAGAAUGUGAUUGCUGACACCAAACAUGGUGAUCCAGAUAAUAUUAUUGCUUUAGGUGCUCACAGUGAUGGUGUUGAAGCUGGUCCUGGUAUUAAUGAUGACGGUUCUGGUACCAUAUCCUUAUUGACCGUAGCUGAACAUUUGACUUCUUUUAAGAUUAAAAAUAAGGUGCGUUUUGCCUGGUGGAGUGCUGAAGAAGAGGGCUUGCUGGGCUCUACUUAUUAUGUUGAUCAAUUGACACCUGAAGAAAAUUCUAAGCUUAGAUUAUUCAUGGAUUAUGAUAUGAUGGCUUCUCCAAAUUACCAGUAUCAGGUUUAUGACGCUAAUAAUAAGGUAAACCCUAAUGGUAGUGAGGAACUGAAGAAUUUAUACAUUGACUAUUAUACUUCACAUGGUUUAAAUUAUUCUUUGAUUCCAUUUGAUGGUAGAUCGGAUUAUGUUGCCUUCAUCGAAAAUGGCAUUCCAGGUGGUGGUAUUGCUACUGGAGCUGAGGGUGUAAACACUGACAAUGGUAAGAUUUUAGAUAAAUGUUACCAUUCUCUGUGUGAUGAUGUCUCAAAUCUAGCCUUUGAUGCUUUCUUAACUAAUACAAAGCUAAUUGCACAUUCUAUUGCCACUUAUGCCAGAUCUUUGGAUGGUUUCCCAGAAAGAGAAAUUAAUAAUGAGACUAUCGCCAGUUUAAGUGCUGUCAACCAUCAAUCACAGUUCAAGUAUAGAGGGCCAUCUAUGGUUAUGUAA
Molecule: messenger RNA, 1602 nt
Organism: Saccharomycodes ludwigii
Lineage: Eukaryota; Fungi; Ascomycota; Saccharomycetes; Saccharomycodales; Saccharomycodaceae
Gene: APE3
Product: aminopeptidase Y
Exons: 1
Coding region: 1-1602 (533 amino acids)
Biological process (GO): proteolysis
Molecular function (GO): metalloexopeptidase activity
Source: RefSeq, a predicted model, not a curated record